Sceloporus undulatus (fence lizard) is the source of this 5676-nucleotide messenger RNA. RefSeq names its product sorbin and SH3 domain containing 3 (gene SORBS3). Gene Ontology annotation, molecular function: protein binding. The record is from RefSeq and is a predicted model, not a curated record. The transcript is spliced from 22 exons. The coding region runs from base 712 to 3060 and encodes 782 amino acids. Lineage: Eukaryota; Metazoa; Chordata; Lepidosauria; Squamata; Phrynosomatidae.
GAAGUGUUUGCAUGUUGGCACGUGCGGCACUUUGGAUCCUUGGAUACUUUACCUGAAACACAACCCAGGAGCGUAGGUUGGGCUCCACACAAGCGUGGCAAGGCUGGAAGUGGAGAGCCCACCUUCACUCACACUUUUAACUUUGCUACGAAAAGAAACAGAGACAGAAAAGAAGAUCCUCGUGGCACUUUUAAAGCCGAUGGGUUUAUUUUAACAUGGGCUUUUGUGGAUUAUAAUUUCCUGCCUCUCACUGUGAUAGAAUAUAAUUCACGGGUCUCAGGUGUACAUGCAGAGUUACAUAACUGUGCUUUUAACCUUGAGACACAGCUACUCCUGGCUCUGAGAAACAAGUGAAAGGUUGGCCAUGAUCACUGUGGAACACAACUCAGUUCUGUAAAGGAUCCCCGGAUCUCAGGAUCUUGCUCUAAAGUCUCAGGAUCUGGUCCCACAUGGGAGGAAUCUCAGGAGGCUGUUCAGUUCUGUUUUCUUGUUCUCCUCUGGCAAACAGCUAGUGAUUCGCCUCCAAAAGAAUCAUCCCCUGGUGAAGGGCAAGAGCAUCAUCUGUCCUGGAACCACUGACUUUCCUUUACUCUUUCAUCCAUCCAGUUUUGAGUGUGAGCAGAGUUUUGCCUGCUGGAAUUUUGGUGCAUCAUAUUGGAGCAUCACUCUCACCUUGGUUGUGUUGGCCGUCUGUCUUCUGUCCUAGCAGGAAUGCCAAGCCUGACCUCCCCACCUCCUCACUCCAGGCCUGGAGUACCAGAAACAAGCCUCGGACUUAGUCUGGAUGACUUUAUCCCUUCACACCUCCAGAGAAACUCACCCUUUGCCAACAGCACAAGCCCGAUACCUCCUCAGGCCACCUCUACUCCGCAGUCUGUGCAAGCCACCUCUCGCCGCAGAGUGCCUGUUAUCCGCAAUUGUGGUUCAAACACCCUGAAUUUUGAGUUCCAUGACACAGCCCCUCGCACCGUGUACAAUGGGAUAUCUCAUCUGCAGCCACAGAAAACAACCCAGUGGAACAACUCAGGAAAUAAUUGGUACCCAACCUGGCCCACAAAAGAAAUUAGGCCACCAAAGUCUCAAGCUACACCUGUCCCCUCUCUCCCUGGUUCAUCCAUGAGCCCAGCUGUGAAUGGCACAGGUCAGCAAGGCUGGUCAGCUACUUGGACAAAGGAUGGCAGGAGGAAGGAAAAACGCUGGUUGAAGUAUGAUGGGAUUGGACCAGUGGAUGAGACGGGGAUGCCUAUCGCCUCGCGAUCGAGUGUGGAUAGCCCCCGGGACUGGUAUCGCAGCAUGUUUCAUCAGAUCCACAGCAAGUUGCCCGAACCAGAUGUGGACUGGGACUUCUCCUACAAACCCAAAGAUUACAGAUCCCCAGCGCUCUUGAAAAAGACCCAUUCACCAGCCCAGACAUCAAACAAUUUAUACUGUGGACAGAAUGGCUUGGAUUGGAGAACUUGGGAACCAGCUAAUGUUGCUGCCACAGAGCCCAGGAGCAUCUUUGACUACGAACCCGGGAAAUCAUCCAUCCUCACUGAUUCCAUUUCGCCUAAGAAGCCCUUCAACACAUCUCCAGCACAAGCCCGGCCAGCCUCCCCACCCAUUGAGGAAUUGCUGGAAAAGGAGCUGCAGCAGCUCAGCGAACAGUUGGACAAGGACAUUAAAGCCAUUGAGAGGCGGCAGCUCGCUCACAAGGGUUUCUCCUCGUCCCUCGCCUCCGCUAGUCCCUCUUCUUCAGCCUCUGCUGCCCAGCGCAGCCUGCUGCCUAGCCAUAGUGGCUAUCCUUCUGCUGGACAGAGUCCUCCUGUGACCCGGUCCUACAUACUGGCCAGCCCUAGAAUGGAGAAGGGAAGCCCAGGCAUCACCAGGAACAACUGGAGCAGUUCCCCACCCAGGAAUGAUCCUCUGAGGCUUGUUGGACAAGCUCCCUUCCUUGAUUCUAUGGAAAAUUUCCUGGAUAGUCCCCCAAAGAAAGAUGAGAAGAAGAUGAAAGCUGCUCGACUCAAAUUUGAUUUCCAAGCAGAGUCACCAAAGGAACUGACCUUACAGAAGGGGGACAUUGUCUACAUCCACAAGGAAGUGGACAAAAACUGGCUGGAAGGAGAGCAUCAUGGCAGGGUGGGUAUUUUCCCUGCCAACUAUGUUGAGGUCCUGCCUCCAACUGAAAUCCCCAAGCCUAUUAAAUCCCCCACCAUCCAGGUCCUGGAAUAUGGAGAGGCUGUGGCGCAGUACAAUUUCAAAGGGGACCUGCCAGUGGAGCUGUCAUUUCGGAAGGGUGAACGCAUCUGCCUGGUCCGCCGAGUGGAUGGAAACUGGUACGAAGGACGCAUCUCUGGCACUAACCGCCAGGGUAUUUUCCCAGCCAGCUAUGUGCAGGUGGGAAAGGAGCCAAGAGUCAAGAACUCCGACUCUGAGUUUCCUUCUUCUCCAAGCCUCCGGGUUCGUUCGGCUUCGCCAUCCCAGUUGCAUUCCCCCAAUGCGAGCACCAGAUGGCAGCCAGACACCUCGCCUUUCAGCACGCAGAGCUCCUUGGCCACAGAUGUGCCAUCGUCCUCCUCCUCCAGCCACUCUGGAUUCACUUUCCCCGUGUCCCCCAAGUUAGAACAUGUUGAAGCUGUGCCCCGCAGACCCCAAAGCUCUCCAAGAGUAGCGUCGGGCAGUCUCCAAAACCAGAGUCCAGUCAAAACUUCUAGCCACAACUUGCCACCUGCCUCUUCCUUCCAGACGCAUGAGCUUCCAAGACCUGCUGCCCCUCUCUUGGCUCCAAAGCUACGGACUGCCUUCCAACAGCAGGACUCAGCCCUUGAGACGGCCGCUUCUUCUCAGUCUCCCCAGUUGCGUAGCCCUGGGCAAAUGUCCGAAGCUCCCCCAUCCAGUAUACAGUGGACCCCGUACCUGGCUCUUUAUCAGUAUAGACCGCAGAAUGAAGAUGAGCUAGAGCUCCACGAAGGAGACCGAGUGGAUGUGAUGCAGCAGUGCGAUGAUGGCUGGUUUGUGGGCGUCUCUAGAAGAACGCAAAAAUUUGGCACUUUCCCUGGUAACUACGUUGCCCCUGUGUGACUGUCCUGCAGCGAACCCCUUGUGCCCCAAAUGGAGAAUGAAUCAGUCUCUUCUGCACUGGUUUCCCUGGAGUGAGGCUCUCAAGACUGUAGGCAAGGAAUGGAAAGAAGAGAUGAUGUGAGAACCAACCUUGAUCCCUAAGUUCUCUUCAACAAAACCUUAACCUUUGUUACCUAGCAUCCUCUGUGCCUUGCCUUCCAGUGAUGUAUCCUGGCCUCCCCUUUAUUGGAGCAGUUACAGGCUUAUUUCUUUUCCCAUUAUUUACAGAAGGCCAGUCUUUCCAUGACAAAGUAGAGCCUUACCCUGAGCAGAAAGUACUGGUGUCUCCCAGAUUCUGUCCUGCUGCUCCAACUAAAUUUCUACUUAAUGAAUUAAUCUGGCGUUUCAUCCAAAGAGAGGUGAAGAGAGGCCGUGCCCCAGUGGCUGUCCUACACUACAUCUCCCAUGCAAAAAGAUACACCUCCCUGGAAUGUACUGGAUGCUAUAUUGAUGGCUGAAGACUUAUUGUGUGAUCAACAUCCCAGUACCAUUGCUGAACUAGCUGGGCUACUAAUAGAGAUGUAUCUCAGGUCCCAUGGAAUGGCUGGGAUCUGCUAACAAAAGGCUGUGACAUGGAUCCAUAUGCAGCGAAACACACUGCAUGGCCACUAGUAUGAACAUUUUCAUACCUUGCCUAACUUCUCAAAAGGUUUUGUUUACUGAACCUUGAUUUAAACAGCUUCUCCACCUGAUUUUAGCACUUGGAGCUAAACAACAUGCAGUUAUUGCUCUUUACUAUUAAGCCCUGCAGGAACGUGGGUGUGUGAUUUUUAUCUUUAUUACCUUUUAUUUGUUUGUCAAACUCCAACAAGGCGUGAAUCUUUGGGAGAAUUAGAAUACCAAGAGCUACUUUGCUGUUGAGGCACAAUAUGGCAUUCCUUCUUCCAAAGCUGAUCCUUCUUGAGGUGCCCUCUCCUGCCCAGUUUAACUCCCAAUAACGGCAAUAGUUAUUAUCCCUGAUCACUGAGGUUACUAACUUUGAUGCUAAUAGCCUAAAAUCAGAAACAAUGGUGGUUCUCUGCUGCUGCUUUUGCAUAUACAGUCCAUAUUUUUUCAAAGUUGUAUCUCAUGUCCAGCUGCAGAAGCCAGGGACCAAUGCAAGGGUCCUGUGGUAGAAUGUGUUGCCCAGCUGUGUUGCCUCUUUCCACCAUUUUACUUCCUUGAUCUUUCCAUUCCAGGAAUCUCCUUUCAACUCCAAAGUUAGGGGUCAAGGCCAGAGGGGAGAUAUCUGGGGACAAAAUACCCAUCUACACACAAGAAGCGUUGUUCUCAAACUCCUGGGGGCUGCAGCUGGUGAGGCAGGGGAGCAGAGGAAAGAAAGAGGAGAAGAUCGUAUCGGGUCUGAACACUGAGAUAUCUGUGCUGCCUGCAGCUCCAUGCAUAGUACUAACAGUCUCGUCCCUCUAUGCGACAACUAAACAACUGCACAUUGACACAGUCCUAGUUCUAGGAUAGGAAAUUUUCUGGUUGGAACCAGCCAUGUGUAAACAGGGCCAGAGAGCGUGGUGUAGUGAUAUGAGCAUUGGACAACGGCUCUGGAGACCAACGUUCAAUUCCCUGCUUGGCUAUGGAAAACCACUGGGUGACUUUGGGUGAGUCACACACCCUUAGCCCCAGAAAACCCCAUGAUAGAGUCACCUUAGGGUCACCAUAAGCCAAAAAUGACUCGAAGGCACACAACAACAAAACAGGACCAGUUGCUCUUUGUUUGCAAUCACAUCUCAGCAGAUUCAGGUUCUGCCUCUCAAUUCAGUGGUUUUCAGACAUUCUACCUCUGGGGAAUACUUUCUGGCUGCCACAACAAUUUGCAUCUGCCACUGAACCCAGUGCAUUGCAAAGAAUUCUCUCGCAUGUUCUAAGGCUUAGAGUCUCACUCAGCUGCCUUUAUAACCUACAUCCUGAGAGUGAUGCCUCUGCACAUUUUCAAAGGGAUAGGGACUUCUCCAUCUCACAGACAUCUGUUUGCUAUUACUGAUCUCCAGGACAAAUUUGUAAGGCAUCCCAGGUUUCCUUUAAGUUUGAAAACUGGUGGGAAAGUAGUAGCAAUGUGGUGUUGGAGGACAGAGCUGAGGAUAUUGUUUCAUCACCAGUCCUGAAGGAAAACUCAAAAUCUUUAUUACAUGAGAAAAGAAAGCCACAACGGUGUAGGAGAGUAUCCGCUUUCUCUGUGCCUGUCUGUAUGCGCCGUAGCACUUUUGUUCUCUUCCUGAGAGAGAAGGUAAUAAAAGUGUCUCUUUUGUUAUGCUGGAAAAAUCAGUUUGACAAAAGGCACACUUUUAUGACCCUCUCAAGAAGGAGGGCGCAAGUCCUCUGAGGGUUUGCGGAGGCAUGGAGCAAGUUGCUACUCUCCCAUUCCCUUUUGUCUUUUUUCCCUCGUGCGAUAAGGCCCCAAGUACUCCUUCAAUUGGUUUUUGAAUGAGUUUAUAUAAGCAUCAUCUUGGCCUUUGGUUCUGACCACAAAAUAUCUUGACCCAGUACAAAAAAUGCUGUUUGAUUGGUUAGGCCUGGGAAAACAAGGAUUGUUUAUAUUAUUAUCUAUGCAGCUUGUCCUCUCAAUAAAACGCCAUUGAACUAACA